Angiostrongylus costaricensis is the source of this 387-nucleotide messenger RNA. NCBI's taxonomy places the organism in Eukaryota, Metazoa, Nematoda, Chromadorea, Rhabditida, Metastrongylidae. The record is from the annotation of a GenBank genome assembly.
CGAAGAGCUGUUCAAGAUGUUUCGAACCACAAAAUUACUGAAUAUUUCCCUGUACGGAGAAGUUCACGAAAGACUAGCAAGCAACUUGAGGAAGAGGAGAAGGGAGCCUUACGUGAUGCUAUAUACAACAUGACAAAUGAAACACUGGUUGAAAUUUAUUUGGAUGAAAAGAAAGGUCGCGGCGACAUUAUGGACUAUAACUCAGCUAAACUCCGUGAACAGGAAUACGCCAAGGAUCCUUCAAUUGGGUCGUAUAUGUAUUUCUUCAAGUACAAAAGUAAAAGAUGGUGUGUAGAUGCGACCAAAGAGUCUAUUUAUAAGGGUCGAUUAAUAAAUCACAGUGUUCUGCGACCUAACCUUAGAACGAAGGUGUGUUUUUGUCUGUAG